UCAGACAACUAUCAUCAUGCUGCACCUGUUCGCCACGGCCUUCCUCCUCUUUGGUGGGAUCACGGUAACGCAUCAAACUCAGCACAUGAGCUCAGUGUCCACGUUUCUGUUCGCCCCUCGCGGCCCUCAGAUGUUUCCGUGUCUUACUUACCUGGAGCGAAACGUCAGGGUGGACUGUGAGUUUCCGCCCACCUACCAGGUCCCCGGCCCCUACUGUGAGUAUCGACAGGACAGCCGCCUGGUGGGCACCACCUUCCCCAACUCUGUCAUCUAUGUGUCCGUAGAGGACCGCAGGAGAAGCAAUGUCAGCCUGGUCACUCCUAACCUGUGCCGCCUCACCUGGGCCCCGCUGGCUGAUGAGAAGCCUUUCACCUACACCUGCAGGGUCUACCAGGGCAACUCGUGGAAGGAGAACAGCAUGGCGGUCCAUCACAGGAUUCUUCCAAUCUGCUCUGCGAUCAGUGUGAUGUUCAAAUCGGCGCCGUGGUUUUUGUCACUGGUGAUGUCACUUCCGGUGGCUGUGGGUCUUCUGAGUCCAUGAAUUCUCACACUGGCAGGGUAACAACUCAACGGACCUUUCUUAACGUGAUUUGUGACUCACUGUGGUUUGAUGGUUGGUGGUUGACUCUAUAUGGGAUGCUUUUAUUUACUUUUAUUUUUUAGGCAGUGAGAAGAAGCCAUGAAAACUCCUGGGAAUAAAUAAGACUGGAUGAAAUCAAUAUUUUAUUUAGCAUUAGGCUGUUCUUUAAAAAAAAAAAAACAUACCUUUGAGAUGUAAAAGCUUUUAUGUAAUAGACUUCAUUGUCAUCACUGUACUGUACCUUGAACACCACUGUUCCACAGUACUAGUAUUAACAGUGGAGAAAAAAGUCAUGACAAUGCCAAAUGUAAGACAUUGCAAACAAAUGCAGCAGUGAACAGUGUUGAGGUUUUUAAUCUGUUGCCUUGAUCAGGUCUCCCUUGUAAAUAAGAUUAAUUGGGACUGAUCGACAUAAAGAACUAUAUUCUUAAAGUGGAAACAGACAACUUUUUAACUUCUCCCCCACGAGCAUUUCCAAGUGGUAUUAUGAAUGCCGCUACCGUCACAAAGACAAACAAAUUACGUUCCGUUUUCCUCAGAGCCCACCUACACACUGGACACACUGCACUUUGUUUACCACUUUGGUUGUUUCACCAUCUGCUAUUUCCACUACUGAGGAAAGUAAAGUGCAAAGAAGUUAGAUUGAUACUCUGAUACACUACCGUGCAAUAGUUGAUGCACUUUCUCUGUGCCAUAAAUCAACAUGGACGUAGCACCAAAUUCAGGGCCCCAUGCAUAAGCAGUCUCUGUGGGCCCCCACCCUUUCUCUCUCAAUCCACGUCUCUCUGACGCACCCUUUGAAUUUUAAAUAUCUUUAAAUUAAGUCAGUUUGCUUUCUUUCCCCUUCCUUUCUUUCUUCUCAAGUUGGAAACCCUGAUUUCCUUUUCUCGGGGAGAGACAUGACAGUGUACGUUGUGGCUCUGGCAGCUUAAAUACACAUGCUGCAUUUUUGCACCCUCAAAUUUAUUGUUUUCGAUGUACACAAUGUCACACUCCCAAACGCCUAUUUUUCAGGGCAUGAAAACUGUGUCCAUAAAUAAACAAAGUUUAAUUUCAUGUGAUGGGAACAACCAAUCACAGCUGGCAGAUAUCUUUCCCUUCUUCCAUAUAUAUCAGUCUGUGAUAAAUGUGGAGAAGAAGUUGAUCAUUUAAGUGGAGAGCUACCCAGAGCUUUACUUCUGUCAAUAUUUUUGGCCUAAAACACUCUUACAAAACAAUGCCUGGAUGAAGAUCAGCUCUGUACUCUGGAUUUCUGGCAAGUAGGCUAUGAUGCGGUGCUGGUUAAUUAUCGCUUAGCAACCUCAGGCGCAACCUGACUCCAUGCCCUUGAAAGUUGUCACAGAGUAGGCACAAGAGAAAUGCCAAGCGCACAACCUUGCAUUUUCCAGGCAGUUAAAGAAUAUAGUCGCUUACUUGGCUCUAGCUGUGUUUAGAGACAAAUAGUGCGGAGCGGACUAAACCAU
Messenger RNA from Epinephelus moara (kelp grouper), 2043 nucleotides. RefSeq lists its product as uncharacterized. The transcript is spliced from 3 exons. The record is from RefSeq and is a predicted model, not a curated record. Lineage: Eukaryota; Metazoa; Chordata; Actinopteri; Perciformes; Serranidae. The coding region runs from base 17 to 541 and encodes 174 amino acids.